CUAUAUAUAGAUUAAUAUACCCUACAUAUUAUAAGGAUGAGGAUUUGUCUUUUGGAAAUGGAUCAUUUGGAAUUUUUUACAUUAAUAAUUCUUCUGAGGAUUUUAUACACCUCUGCCGUGAUACAUGUUACUCCAAUAGAACCACGAUGCCAAAAUUUUAAUAAAAUGGGGGAAUACCGAUGUUGUAUUGGGUUCAGAACUAUUGGAGGAAAAUGUUAUCCUUGCGUUGGAUCGUUCGGGCUAGAAUGCAGCAUGCCCUGUCCAGUGGGCUAUUUCGGAAUCCAGUGCACCGCAAAAUGUUCAUGUGACAAAUGUAACGCAACAAGUGGGGAAUGCUAUGGCGAAACAACGGCAAAAGAAACUCUGGACAAAGCUGAGGAUUCCAGUUCCACUCUCGAAAGUUUACCCCUUAUUUUGGGUGGUGUGAUAGGAGGGUUGGUGUUGAUAAUUUCCUGUUUCCUGUUGUGGAGGAGAGUAGUAUAA
Molecule: messenger RNA, 483 nt
Organism: Saccostrea cuccullata (small rock oyster)
Lineage: Eukaryota; Metazoa; Mollusca; Bivalvia; Ostreida; Ostreidae
Exons: 4
Coding region: 37-483 (148 amino acids)
Source: RefSeq, a predicted model, not a curated record